AUCGAGUAUAUACUCUACUACAUCAACCUGGCCUUCAUCGUCAUCUUCACCACCGAGUGCAUCAUCAAGCUCAUCGCGCUGCGCUGCUACUUCUUCACCGUCAGCUGGAACAUCUUCGACUUUGUGGUUGUCAUCCUCUCCAUUGUGGGUAUCGUUCUCGCAGACAUCAUCGAGAAGUACUUCGUCUCGCCAACGCUCUUCCGCGUCAUCCGCUUGGCUCGAAUCGGACGGAUCCUUCGGCUCAUCCGCAGUGCGAAAGGAAUCCGGACGCUGCUCUUCGCUUUAAUGAUGUCUCUCCCGGCGUUGUUCAACAUCGGCCUGCUGCUGUUCCUCGUCAUGUUCAUCUACGCCAUCUUCGGCAUGGCCAACUUCGCCUACGUCAAGAAGCAAAGCGGCAUCGACGACAUGUUCAACUUCGAAACGUUCGGAAACAGCAUGCUCUGCCUCUUCCAGAUCACAACGUCGGCCGGAUGGGACAAUCUACUCAGUCCAAUCCUCAACAACUCUCCGGAAGAGUGCGACCCGGAUGUUCCUCACACCGGGACGAACGUUCGCGGAAACUGCGGGAAUCCUUCGGUGGGCAUCACGUUCUUCGUGACCUACAUUAUUAUUUCGUUUCUCAUCGUGGUGAACAUGUACAUCGCGAUUAUAUUGGAGAACUUCAGCGUGGCCACCGAGGAGAGCACGGAGCCGCUGAGCGAGGACGACUUCGAGAUGUUUUACGAAGUCUGGGAGAAGUUCGAUCCGGAGGCGAUGCAGUUCAUCGAAUACUCCAAACUCUCGGAUUUCGCAGACUCGCUUUCCGAGCCGCUGCGCAUCACUAAACCCAACAAAAUCAAACUGAUUUCCAUGGACCUUCCGAUGGUGAGCGGCGACAAGAUCCAUUGUUUGGAUAUCCUCUUCGCGUUCACCAAACGCGUUCUUGGAGAGUCGGACGAAAUGGACGCGUUGAAGCAACAAAUGGAGGAGAAGUUCAUGAUGGAGAACCCGUCCAAGAUCUCCUACGAACCGAUCACGACGACGCUUCGGCGCAAGCAAGAGGACGUUUCCGCCGCUAUGAUCCAGCGCUCGUAUCGGAGGCAUCUAAUGCGGCGCCAGCUGAAACAAGCCUCGCUGCUUUACCGUCAACUCCACAUGCCAGACUCCGCCAAAGACGGCGACAGUUCGCCGGAGAACGAAGGACUUAUAGUUGCGAUGAUCAUGGAGAACUACGGCGCCGAUGUCGAAGUUACGGAAACGCUCUCGGCUACUUCGUGUCCGCCAUCCUACGACAGCGUCACGCGAGCGACUAGCGAGCUUUUUCACGCUCUAAUCCCGGAGGCCGCGAACACGGACCUCAGCGAGCCUUUGACAGACCGAGAUCGCGAGACGUUUCUGUGACGACGGACGUCUUUUCCUUUUGUUUACCGAAUGUACCAUAGACACAAAAUCCUGUGGUUGUGCAUCGGAGGUUUUUGUAAACUCUUAUUUCUCUUGUGGUUCACGUUUGAUUCAAAGGGGAAAGUGUCACACUGAACAUGCACACCUUCACAGUUUGAAUGCAUGAAUGAGAUCCGUAGUCGCAGUUAUAGAGGAUGCAAUCAUCAUAUAUUAGUCAGAAAGCAAUGCAUUUUAAUCAAAGCGUCAGCCUGACCGUAAGUUCAUUAGAGGUCUUAUUUAAAAAGGCGUGAUUCCUUUUAAGAUUUGAGAUAAUGCAUUUAGUGGUGCAUCCAUGUAAAUGUUAUCCUACUUCACGCCGUUUUGGAAAGCAUGACGAUUACCUCUUUCUUUAGCGAUGAAACGGCAGUGGUUUAGCCUGAGUAUUUGCACUUUCUGUUUUUUUUGUUGCCAUUUUUUUCUGAUGUUUCACUCAAUGCCGUCACAAGGUGCAGAUAUCGAGACUAGUAAAAGACAAUCAGACAUGCACCAGAAAUGGUCACUCGCUUAAAACCUGUCUUUACUAACUUCUAGCGAACUAUUGCACAUGCUUCCUUUCGAACGCGCCACACAUUUGUUUCUAUGGUGAAGUAUUUAUUUUGCAUGUGGAAACUGCAUGGUAUGGAGGGGUUAACGAGAACACUUUCUUUUUUCAGCUGAGAAUAAUUGUUUUGCACACUAUACAUUCAGCAAUAAUCUGCUACAUUUAGGAAUAUCAUUAAUGAUACUUAUUGGAAUUGAAAACGUGUCAAAGUUUCUACUGUAACGGCCUCCAGCUGUAACUGUGGCUUAUACGACUAGUGAAGAUUAUAGCACACGUGUUUUUCUAUCUCAAACUGACUUUAGGAGUUCAGUCCGCUUGAACGCGGGUUGGCAGGUUUGGUGAAGGGCUGUUUUAUGUAGCAAUAGAUCCCAAGUGUGCCUGCUAGAACUUAAUCCUGUUUAUAAUUCAUCUUUCUUCAUGCAUUUGUUUUGGUUUUUGUAAAUCAUCCGCAGACUCACCAUAAAUAGCAUCAAACGCAAACCGUGCCAUUGGCAUGUUUAUAAGAAUUUACUUCACAUUUUUGCUUAUGGUGGUUUC
Messenger RNA from Sinocyclocheilus grahami, 2497 nucleotides. Its product is annotated as sodium channel protein type 5 subunit alpha-like. The transcript is spliced from 2 exons. Gene Ontology annotation, cellular component: voltage-gated sodium channel complex; plasma membrane. The annotation marks the transcript as partial. Gene Ontology annotation, biological process: sodium ion transmembrane transport; membrane depolarization during action potential; neuronal action potential. Gene Ontology annotation, molecular function: voltage-gated sodium channel activity; protein binding. NCBI's taxonomy places the organism in Eukaryota, Metazoa, Chordata, Actinopteri, Cypriniformes, Cyprinidae. The record is from RefSeq and is a predicted model, not a curated record.